Scylla paramamosain (green mud crab) is the source of this 2628-nucleotide messenger RNA. Its product is annotated as calpain-9-like. Lineage: Eukaryota; Metazoa; Arthropoda; Malacostraca; Decapoda; Portunidae. The transcript is spliced from 12 exons. Gene Ontology annotation, cellular component: cytoplasm. Gene Ontology annotation, molecular function: calcium-dependent cysteine-type endopeptidase activity. The record is from RefSeq and is a predicted model, not a curated record. Gene Ontology annotation, biological process: proteolysis. The coding region runs from base 3 to 1655 and encodes 550 amino acids.
GGAUGGCAAAUGGAAACGCCACGAUAUCGGUGGAAGAGGAGGUGCAGGUGGUGGAGGAGGCGAGGGAGGCGCCCAAGAAUGUGGAGAGCGGUGCCUUUGAGCUGCCGGAGACUGACUUCGAGGAUGGUCGCCUGGGAGUUAUGGAGGCCGAGGCGGUGGAGAAUCUAAGGAACAGCCUGGCGCCGGGUGAGCUGUUCACGGAUGACUCCUUCCCGGCAGAUCCCUCCUCCCUCUUCUUAUCGGAACGCGAGGAGCCCGACGUGGUGUGGCGGCGGCCCCACGAGCUGGUGGACUCGCCCUACAUGUUCGUGGACGGCGCCAGCAGGAGAGACGUGGUGCAGGGCGCGCUGGGGGACUGUUGGUUCCUGUCCUCGUGCGCCGCCGUGGCCAGGAAACCCAAGCUGAUAGAGAGGGUAGUGCCCCCGGACCAGGCGCUGCACGGGGACGGGUACACGGGGCUGGUGGUGUGUCGGCUGUGGCGGUUCGGCACGUGGGUGUUGGUGGUGGUGGAUGACAGGCUGCCCACGAAGAGUGACGCCCUUAUUUUCGCCCGCAGCACCCACCCGCAGGAGUUCUGGGUGGCGCUCCUGGAGAAGGCGUAUGCGAAACUGCACGGGUCGUAUGAGGCGCUGGAGGGCGGGCAGAGUAUGGACGCGAUGGUGGACCUGACGGGCGGGCUGGCGGAGCGCUUUGACUUGGAGGACACACCGGACAAAAGGCGCUUCUUCAAAUUGCUGAUGACGGCUUCACGCAGCGGGGCAUUCAUCACCGCCUCCAGGAAGAAGGAUCAACCGUAUGACACUCAAUGGUUGAACUCCGGUGACUGGCGGCUGGCGUAUCGCACGGACGAGCACGGGCUGGUGGAGGGACACGCCUACACCGUGUCGGGCGUGGCCACCGUUAGCCACGACACGCUGGGCGCCGUCAAUCUGGUGAGAGUGAGGAAUCCUUGGGCUAACGCGGCGGAGUGGACGGGCGCCUGGGCUGAUGGGGACGAGAGGUGGAGCGGCGUAGAUUCCAAGCAGAAGAGUCGCCUAGGAGCAGGCCGGUCCAGCUCCUCUCUGCAUGACGGGGAAUUUUGGAUGAGCUACCAAGACUUCUGUGACGAGUUUGAGGAGGUGACUGUCUGCACGCUGGGCCCAGACUUCGAUCACGACGGGACGGUGGAUGCUGUGGGCCAGGUAAAGGCCAUCAGGGGAGAGUGGAUGGUGGGCAGGACAGCAGGAGGAAGCAGGAACGACUUUGAAAAGUUUGCCACCAACCCACAGUUUCUGCUCGAAGUGGACGAGACAGGCGCUGGAGUGUGUUCGAACGGGUCAUGUAGCGUGCUGGUGGCUGUCAUGCAGGAACACAGGAGGUCGAGGCGAGACUUUGGCGUGAAAAUGUUGCAGAUUGGCUUUGUCGUGUAUCAGACCAGGGACCCCACCAGGCCUCUCCCAGCCGACUACUUCUAUCACCACUAUGAGGAGAGCAGUUCAGGCGUGUACAUCAAUUACAGGGAGGUACUGGCGCGUCUCGAGCUGGCCCCGGGCUCCUACGUAAUCAUACCUGCCACCUUUACGCCAGACACACCUGGACAGUUCAUGGUCAGAGUAUAUUCCCCUAAGCCCUUCCAUCUGUCAGCCCUGCCCCUGCCCCCUGCCUCUGACGGGUGAUGGGGCCAGGAGGGAGGGGGUGAUGGAAGGAGAGAUAAAGAACAUGAGAAAGGAAAGAUGAGGAGGGUAAGGGAGGGAGGGAAAGAAAAGGAGAGAGAGAGAGAGAGAGAGAAGGUGGGAGGAAAGAAGAUAAUGAGUGAAUGAAUGGAUGAAAAAGAUAGAGGGGGAAAGGAGAGUAAGAGAGGAGAAGGGGAAGAAGAGAUAGAGAGAUGGAAAGAAGGAAAGGAAUGAAUUAAUAGAGAGAGAGAGAGAGAGAGAGAGAGAGAGAGAGAGAGAGAGAGAGAGAGAGAGAGAGAGAGAGAGAGAGAGAGAGAGAGAGAGAGAGAGAGAGAGAGAGAGAGAGAGAGAGAGAGAGAGAGCUAUAAUUUAUCUGUGAUGUAAACAAAAGCACAAAACAACCAAGCCUUAUCAUUAAUUUACAUAUACAAGUUAUGAACACGCAUAGUUGAAUUAGAAUAGAUUUAGAAGAUGAGAGAGAGAGAGAGAGAGAGAGAGAGAGAGAGAGAGAGAGAGAGAGAGAGAGAGAGAGAGAGAGAGAGAGAGAGAGAGAGAUUUAAUUUAUUUUUAUGUAUACGAUAAUCCUCAAGAAAUGUACGAAUAUCAAUGUUAAUUUAAUAUCCGCUUUCAUUGAUGUAGCUACAGUGUAUGUUUAUCACCAUUAUCUAUGUAUAUAUUUAUAUCUUUCCUUUCACGUUGGUAAUGCAAGGCUGAGGUUACCAUGUCGUGCACCACUGGUUGACUUCGUACCUGCGAGAAAAUUAUUGUAUGUACCUACUUACUUUUAUAAUGUAGGUGUGUUAUAUAAUAAUGUGUGCAGCCAGUGUAAUGGUUAUUUGUUUGCCUCUUGUUUGAUUAUAAAGUGAUGGACUAAAUGUAUUCCUGCUCUUCAUCCUCCCCCUCCUCCUCCUCUUCAUCCUUUCCUCUUUAUUUAAUCACAUUGUUGGUUCUUAUUCGAUUAUAAAGUGACGGAUUA